AUGCGAAAAAUCCAGAGAAUAACACAGUUUUCAGAUGAUAAUAAUAGAUCUCAAAGAGAGCAUAUUCCUCUAGAUCUAAUCGUGGAGAUAGUCUCAAGCCUGCCAGCAAAAUCGAUUGUGAGAUUUAGGUCCGUUUCUAAGCUCUGGUCUUCAAUCAUCACCACUCCAGAUUUCACCAGCUCGGUCGUGACACGGUCCUUGUCAUCGCGUCCUUGUGUUCUGCUAAUCUUCCAAAAACACGACAAGCUGUUUUUUUUUGCUUCUCCAGUACACCAGAAGAAGACUUGUCCUAACGUGGAGAAUUUUCAAUAUACAAUCCCCAAUAAUGGUAAGCUUCAACGUUGUGAAUCCGUUCACGGCUUGAUUUACUUGGAAACUUCUACAAAUGUCAUGUUUAUCAGAAACCCUAUCACGAAAAGCUUCUUCACGUUACCUAAACUUGAUAGCAAGGAAGGCAGACCACUAACGGGAUUUUUGGGAUAUGAUCCAAUCAACGGUAAAUAUAAAGUACUAUGCAUACUUAAAGAACGAAACAAGAUUGGAAUUCUUACAUUGGGAGCUCAAGAAUCAUGGAGAAUAUUAUCUAAAGGUUUCCUUAGUCAUUACAAAGUGACAGGUUAUGCAAAAUGCAUUGAUGGAGUCAUCUACUAUGAAGGUUCUUUUGGUGAUGGUUUAAGACAAGAGCUUGCCAUAAUGAGUUUUGAUUUAAGAUCUGAAAAGUUCAGUUUGAUUAAACAUCCGAAGAAAAGUAGCAUAGCUACAUGUUGGUCAUCUUAUGAGGGAAGAUUAGCUUUGGUAAGUUCCAUUGCUUCUGGAGUUAGCUUAUGGAUUUUGGAGGAUGCUGAUAAUCACAAACAAUGGAUAUAUAAACAUUUUCCUUCACAUCGAGAAUUCAUCAAAGAGAGAUGGAAGUUGAAGGGUGUUACUCGUACUGGUGAAUUUAUUUACACAUCUUACAGAGCUUAUGUACUUAAUGUUGAAGGAAGGGUUUUAUAUCAAUGGUUCCGUAUUUUGUAUGUUGAUCCCAAGAGAAACAGUAUGAGGGUAGUUAUGCAUGGAGGAAUUGCAGUUGACGAUAUUAGGCGACUUGAUGAAGUUGGAUAUGAUCUUAUGAAAGACUUGACUGUCAUACCAAAUCACAUUCAGAUUUGA
Molecule: messenger RNA, 1152 nt
Organism: Arabidopsis thaliana (thale cress)
Lineage: Eukaryota; Viridiplantae; Streptophyta; Magnoliopsida; Brassicales; Brassicaceae
Product: F-box and associated interaction domains-containing protein
Exons: 1
Coding region: 1-1152 (383 amino acids)
Source: RefSeq, marked reviewed